AUGGAUUCUCCUCUCUCUGCUAACAGCACUCAUAAUAUUUGUGCUGUUUCUGUAAAUGUCAUAACCUUUUCUCAUUAUAUUCUAUGUUUUGUUUUGGGUGUUAUAGCAGCUCUAACUAUGUGUGGAAACCUGCUUGUAAUAAUGGCGAUUAUUUACUUCAGACAGCUCCACACUCCCACAAACUACUUGGUGCUUUCUCUCUCUGUUUCUGACCUCUUAGUGGGAGUCAUAGUUUUGCCUUUUAGCAUUUUUCUAUCUCUGAAUCCAUGUUGGUAUCUUCAAGGAAUUCUGUGUAAAAUCCGAGGCGUUUUUGAUAUUUUACUUUGUACUUCUUCAAUAUUUAACCUGUGCUUUAUUUCUAUUGACAGGUACUAUGCAGUUUGCCAGCCUCUUAGCUACAAAAGCAGAAUUAACGUACAUGUUAUCGUAGUCAUGAUUUUGGUCACAUGGACGCUGUCAUCUUUUAGCGGCAGUGUCAUCACAGUUUGGGGGAAAAAACGUGGAAAUUCAGAAAGAUGUGUUUUUUUCCAGAAUUUGAAUUUAGCCGUAAUUGGGGCGGUCUUCUCCUUUUACAUCCCUGCGGUUAUUUUAGUUGCAAUUUAUGUAAAGAUUUUCCUUGUGGCGUACAGACAAGCGAGGAGUAUCCAGGCGGCGAAGUCUGGAGGAACUGUCAGCAAAAUGGAAAGGAAGGCCACCCGGACAUUAGCUAUCGUCAUGGGUGUUUUUCUCCUCUGCUGGACUCCCUUCUUUUCAUGCGUAACCUCUCUUCCUUUCAAUAAUUAUAACAUUCCUCUGAUUGUAGUGGAGACCUUUAAGUGGUUUGGAUGGUCCAAUUCGAUGCUAAACCCCUUCAUAUACGCCUUCUUUUACAGCUGGUUCAGAUCUGCUUUUAAAAUGAUUCUUUCUGGGAAAAUAUUUCACAAGAAUUUAGCCAACGUAAAGCUCUUUUAG
Messenger RNA from Boleophthalmus pectinirostris (great blue-spotted mudskipper), 951 nucleotides. Its product is annotated as trace amine-associated receptor 1-like. Gene Ontology annotation, molecular function: G protein-coupled receptor activity. The record is from RefSeq and is a predicted model, not a curated record. Gene Ontology annotation, cellular component: membrane. Bases 1 to 951 code for a protein of 316 amino acids. The transcript has a single exon. Gene Ontology annotation, biological process: adenylate cyclase-activating adrenergic receptor signaling pathway. NCBI's taxonomy places the organism in Eukaryota, Metazoa, Chordata, Actinopteri, Gobiiformes, Gobiidae.